CUAUUAAUUAUGAUUUGUCAGCAUUACCUAGGUAAUCAAUAUCACCAAUCUCGAGGGUCUUAUAAAUCCCCUAUGCCAUUAUUAACGUGCUAUUUAUUUUCCUCUCGACGGCCCAAUUAAAACACGGUCGAACUAUCUCGCCGCGAAGUUUACUAUUCGGAGGGUGGAUACGUUGGGCAACGGAGACAGGCUUCCGGAUAAUACCGGGCAAUGUGAAUUGUCUUGUCUUGUGAGAAUGCGGCGACUUUCUAGGCUAUCAAAUUGUAAAUAAAAACAGCAGCUCCCGGCGCGUCGUUAGUUUUAGCUGGGUAAUAACUCCCUAGGCCUCUAAACUAUUGGAUAUAGGUAUAGAGAACAAGUAACUUCAACACCAUACGUUUAAACAUGUCACACAACGUACUUAUAACUGGGGGUUCCGGGUACCUCGGUGGAGAUCUCCUUGCUCGGAUGGGCGCUGCAAACCUACCACCUUACGGAAAGUUAUUCGCAUCCGUGCGGACAGCAGAGCAAGCGGAAGGCGUCCGACAGUACGGCGCACAACCACUAUUUUUUAAUCUAAAAGACAGGUCGGAAAUCCGGACCGCCGUCAUCGACCACGAGAUCACGGUGGUUUACUAUUUGAUCGAUGCGGUACAACACGACCCUCCUUUAUUCUUCAUCGAAGCGCUCGCCGAGGUCAAGAAAGCGACCGGACGUACCGUUCAUUUCUUACACACUACCGGGGCCAAGCUCUUUUCUAGCCAUGCGGACGCCCCGACCGACCGUCUCCUUUUGGACACGGACCCGCAGUUAUAUGACAUCCAAAAGGCCCAGAGUCCGAAGCUCAGUGUGGCGCAGGAGGGUGUUAGAACCAACUGCGCGGUGAUAGAAGAAGCUGAGAGAUAUGGGGUUCACGGGUAUGUCUUUGUGCCCUGUAUCGUGUACGGGAAAAGCAAGGGAUUCGGCGACCCCGUUUCCACCCUACGACAGAUAUAUAUGAUUGUGCGGUCCGCAAAGGCAUUAGGACGCGUGUAUCGCGUUGAUUCCGACCGACCGGAAUGGCCCGUAUGUCACAUCCUCGACAAUACCACGGCGUACAUAGCACUCCUGCGCAAGAUCCUAGCCGAUGAGAACCCCAGCCACGGCAAGAACGGGUAUUACCUUGCUUCCCCCGGUAGCGUUGCGUGGGACGAUCUAUACGACGCAGUAGCCGCCGCACUCGUCAAGCGCAACAUCAUCGCCGAUGGCUCAGUUGCUCUGGCGGACGAUAAGAUUCUCGGGGAUAUGGGUGCUGCACUGGGAGUCCCGAAGGAGAUGGUGCCUCUUCAGUUGGGCGGGAAGUGUACUCUAACGGCUCGACGUGCCCGUGAGGAGUUGGGUUGGAAGCCGGUUUAUUCGGCGGAGCAUGUUUUGGAAGCUGCUGAUGCUGAAGUUGAGUGGAUUCUGGAGCAUCUGAAGGACUGAAACGUACGCGUGUCGAGUUAUCUAUGCCUUGGGGAAUAUGUCAUAGGGUUUGGCUAUUGCGACCCCUUUUCUAAUUUUGAUUUAUUCGUUGCUGUAGUUAAACUAUAGGAGUUCCCUUUUAUCAGAUUGCUCUUUGGACUAGGUAUAACUAUACCUGUAUAUUAAGAUAUCUUGUUUAGGUAGGUAGAUUAUUGCGUCGGUGCCGAUGGUUUACUACUAGAGGCUGGAUACUGCGAAAACUUCUCGCCCUAGCAGCCGUUGAAUUCUUUGAUAAGCCGUGGAAGAGCGUAGGCACAAGGGAGAGCCUAAUGAAAACAUCGACCAUUUUCGGACAUUACCUUUCGCACUG
Daldinia loculata is the source of this 1792-nucleotide messenger RNA. RefSeq names its product NAD(P)-binding protein. The coding region runs from base 385 to 1443 and encodes 352 amino acids. The record is from RefSeq and is a predicted model, not a curated record. NCBI's taxonomy places the organism in Eukaryota, Fungi, Ascomycota, Sordariomycetes, Xylariales, Hypoxylaceae. The transcript has 7 exons.